Orbilia oligospora ATCC 24927 is the source of this 1179-nucleotide messenger RNA. RefSeq lists its product as uncharacterized. Gene Ontology annotation, biological process: inositol phosphate biosynthetic process. Lineage: Eukaryota; Fungi; Ascomycota; Orbiliomycetes; Orbiliales; Orbiliaceae. Gene Ontology annotation, cellular component: nucleus. The transcript has 3 exons. Bases 1 to 1179 code for a protein of 392 amino acids. Gene Ontology annotation, molecular function: ATP binding; inositol-1,3,4,5,6-pentakisphosphate 2-kinase activity. The record is from RefSeq and is a predicted model, not a curated record.
AUGUCUACCAUUCAGGCGACAGGAUCACAUGUCGAACCAUCAGUCCCCGUCCUUCCUGACGGGCUUACCUUGAAAUACGUCGCCGAAGGCGCAGCUAAUGUCAUUUGGCGUAUCUCAUUACCUGAUGAGCAACUAACCCCGCCCCCAACCGCUAUCGAAAAAUACUCUGGGUCCACUCCUCCGCCGUCGGUGGUCGAUACAGAUGUAGAUAUCAGCAGGGUGAAUGGUACCACCAAAGCCAAUGGCACCAAUGCCUCGACUACUACCUCUGCUGUUACAGACUAUAGUCAUCUUUUACUCCGCCUUCGAAAAUGCCUUCCUUCAUCAGAGUCAAAUUUGUUGGCGUACGAGUACCUUUCCUCCGUUAUAAUGCCUUUGUUCCCCCCGGGGGUAAUGGUUGGCCAGGAAUUAGUUAAGCUACCGCCGGCAUUGGUUGUUCGUGCGAACGAUACUUUGCAUCAUCUGGAAGAAUCCGGGGUCCGCCCGGCUCACCGUCAAAAUUUGUACUUGGCUGGCGACCCACGGCCAGGCGAGCAGCAAAUGGAGGAGGUUUACGCCUUUCUACUAGAGGAUAUGACUCCAAAUACUUCCCUUGGUGAAUUUCUCUUAGAGUUCAAGGCGAAAUGGUUGGUACAAUCCCCGAACGCUCCUCAGGGCUGGAAGCGAUGUAGAACAUGUGCAUUGCGAUUGAGAAAAUAUAGCAGAGCGAUCAAAAAAGGCAAAAAAGUCGAAUGGCGUGGUAUCUGCCCCUUCGAUCUAGUAUCCAACGACCAGGAGAGAGCAAAAAUUGCCGUCAGGCGUAUUCUUCAACAGCCAAGGUCUGAGGAUGAAAAGCUCGUGGGUAGAGUCACAUCAGCAUUGAUGGGCUGUCCCCAGCUUUCUAUUCUGAAGGAGCUUCAGGCGUCUCUUGAUCCAAAGGGGAUUUUAGGCGCGGAUCAUAAGUCGAAGGAAUUUCUGACAGCAAUGACUUUACGAGAUUGCACUUUUUAUGUCAAGGUAUCACCAACCGAUGUCCAGGCCCGGCUCGGCGAUUUUGAUGUCAAAAGUGGGGAAGCAGGGAAAAGCGAUUAUUGGAUUGAAACUGAGCGAGAGUUGAUCAAUGAAGGAUGGUACUCUGGAACCGAAGAUGGUGACUAUCCCUGGAAGGCUGGGGGGCUUGAAGUUGUCUGCCGGGCUUGA